GUCGAAGGUCGGAGCGCGCUGGCGCUACAUAAAGCCCUUUAGGCGCUACCCCGGAGGCCAAGGGACUGCAUCAUUGAAAUAGUCUUUUUGCAGAUUUGCGGGCGGACAUUCUCGCAGUUCAUUCGUUUCGCCGUCGGGUUCUUGAAUUUUCAAUUCUUCUUUUUCCUCCUUUCUGCGAUCCGGAAGGAUCGGCUCGCGCAACGCUAUGGCCGGUUGCACCGCAGCGCUCGCUCCUGUCGUAGUCCCUGCAACUCUAUCUUCCGGUUAUGCCUUGAGGGCGUCUCCCGUCCAGUGUACCCCAAUUCUUCCGGCCGCGAGUCGCGUGCACAGAUGCGUGUCGACGCGAGCGAGUCUUUCCGAGGAGCAAAGAUUCACGAGGAGGAACGUUCUUGCGACCGUGCUGGGGGCUGGAGCUGCUCUGGGGUUUGCUGGUCAGGCACUUGCUGCAAACCCUGGGUCUUUGGCGAGACAAAGGAAGGUAGAGAAGCCUGAGAAGCCUGAGUCAAAGAAGUCAGAGGAAGCGAACAGCCCUGUCAUUGAAGUUGAGGCCCCAAAGGCGAGCCCUCCUGAAGUGCCUACCUCUCCCGAGGUCUCCAAGUCCCCAGAGGUUUCUAGCUUAUCCGAGGCUCGCAACCUUCCAGACGUGCCCAGCGUUUCUGAGCCUCCAAGUAUUCCAAAUAUGCCAACCCUCCCUGAACUCCCCAGCCUUCCAGAGGUUCCUAGCAUGCCGGAAUUGCCGACCAUUCCUGAGAUUCCAUCUCCCGCUCCCCAGGCAGAGGUCCCGAGCUACGCGGACGAUUUCGACAUUGGGCAGUACUUUAAAGACCUGUUCUAACUGAUUGCAGAAAAACUGAGAUCGCUGAGAAAUCGGUUGCGCCACUCGUAAGCGGAUAUGAUUACCAGCAUUUAGCCAAUUGCGAACGAGUUCGAUCCCGAGUUUAGGGAAGUUUUGCAUAUCUGCGCUGAAGGGUGGAAGACCAUUCAUUUUCUCUGCCUGGGAAGAACUUAGGGUAGCUUGUUGCUUAAAAACUUUUGGAUAGAUCAAUUUGUCCGGCUGAAUACAGCGUGUGUACCAGCGUGGUCUCUUGGAGCUAAAGGAUGACGCCAAACUCUCGAUGAAUAUCUUCUCUGUUUAUACUUCACAUCAGUGCGACUGUGCCAACGAGUAAAAUCUGACACCAACUAGCAAUCUUGUGAAAAACGGCUCACUUCACGAGCUCAUUUUCCAGGGAGUGAAUGAGAGGUGCAUUCAUUAGCGUUUCGCAUCUUCAGUGACUGGACGCUGUCCCAACCGAUUGUAACGUGAUUGUAAAGUAAGUUCGGGAUUCAAUAUGGAGCGAAGUGUAGCGUGAAUAAAGGGCUUGAGCUCAUUUUGAUCGUCGCUAGUCUACGGCAAAUAAUGGCUGUCAACUCGAACUCAAUCGAUUUGGAUAGAGUUGAACAGAUGAUGAAGUAGACCUGUCAACGGUGAAGACAUGACAUGCAGGCUUAACUGUAUAGAUAACGAAUUGUUCGUAGACUUGCAGUUGAUGUAGUGAACACUUGUUAUAUAUUCUCCGUUCUCCGUGUACACAAGCAGCUUUAGUUCUUUUCAACCGGUUUUUCCAUAGAAGAUAGGAACAUUUUGAGACUGUUGUGGAUGACUUACCAAAGAGUAUGAAGGCCCAGACUUUUACUAUGUCUACUG
Messenger RNA from Marchantia polymorpha subsp. ruderalis, 1687 nucleotides. The record is from the annotation of a GenBank genome assembly. Lineage: Eukaryota; Viridiplantae; Streptophyta; Marchantiopsida; Marchantiales; Marchantiaceae.